AUGAAUCAGACACCUAAUGUGUACAGUAUAAGAAGACAGCCAGGGGUUGCCAAAUCAAUGACAAAAACAACAAAUAGGCUAUCGAUAGGUUCAGCAACGCGUACCUCAUCAAUUGUGAACAAUCCUUAUAGACAGUCCUUGUUACAUGCAUCUUUUGAAAAUGCUACACCUUCAUCAUCUCAACAACAACAACAACAGGUAUCAUCACAACAAUCACAACAAACAAAAAGAAGAUCAACUUUAUUAUCCACACCGGCAUCUACAAAUAAAAGAAAACAAAGUUCAGGAUUAUUCUCUUCCCAACAUUUAGGAUCAACUUACCGUUCCAUAUCUGCAUCACAACCAACUCCAUCAAGCAGUCAAGUUCAACAUCAAAGCUCAUCUUCUCAGCAUUCGACUCCUCAUUAUGCAUUACCUACAUCUCAACAACAACAACAACAACAACAACAACAAGUACCACUGCAGCAACAAGUACAAAAAUCAUCAGGUGACCCAAGACCACUAAGGGAUAGGAAAUAUCAAGAAUUGAUUCUGAAGGAGAUUAUUCGAUAUCUUGUGGAUCAUAAAUUUGAAUUGAAAACUAGUAUUGCAUUAACCGAAAAUAUGCUAAAACUGCCAACUCAAAAGAAUUUCAAUGCAAUUUUCCAAUUUUUGUAUAAUCAAAUUGAUCCAGCUUAUGUGUUUAUUAAACCUGUGGAGCAGGAGAUUACUGGGUUGUUAAAAAUAUUGAAUUAUCCUUAUAUGAGUACUAUUACAAGAUCACAUUUUAGUGCUGUGGGAGGAAGCAAUUGGCCAACUUUUUUGGGAAUUUUGUUUUGGUUGGUUGAAUUGAAUUUAUCCAUGGAGACAUUGACAGAGGAAGAUUUCCUUGCCGAUGAUGAUUUCGAUAGAAUAUUUAUUGAUUAUACCUGGAAGUCGUAUCAGUCCUUUCUUAAUGAUGAUGUUGAUGCUAUGGAUCAACAUUAUAACGAAAUGAAAGUUAAAUAUAAUGAUGUACAAGAGAAGUUAAAAGACGAAUUGAAAAGUGCCGAAGAGCAACGUGACGAAUUGAAAAAGAGAUUUGAAGAAGUUAAUAGUCAAUUAAAAAUCAGAGAUGAUGCUGACAGAAAAACAGUAGCACUUGAAGAUGAUUACAUCAAAUUGAAGGCGUAUAAUGAUGAUGUGCAAAAACGAAUCCCAGAUUGGAACCAGAAAUUGGAACAACUCCUGAAUGAGGUCAUUUCUAUGGAACAGCAAGUGCAUGAAUUACAAGAUCAGAAAAAAACCAUUGAAAAAGACUUGGAGAAUCGUGGCAUUUCAAUAGAUGCUGUUAAUAAGAUGUACCUUGAACGAGAUAGAUUAUCUAAAACUAUUGACUCGACUGCGUUAAAAGUUGAAGAAUCGAAGGACAAACUACUGGAUAGAGCAUUUGAAUUGGAAAGAAACUACGAAAGUAUUGAAAGCUUGACCAAGCAAUAUAACGAUUUAGCACGAAGAAUCAACAAUUAUGUAUCACAAAUUACCGAUGAAGCUCAGAAUGCUUCCCUUGCUGAUUAUAAAUUCUUGUUGGUGUUGCGUGAAGAAAUUAAAAACCCGAAUCAACAAUAUACUAGAGAGGAAAUUUUUCUGAAUACCAGUUUGAAAGAUGAACGUCAGAAUUUGUUGAAGUUUCGUAGUGAAACAGAUAGUCAGAUUUUGAGAACACGAGGAUCUGCUGUGAAAAUCAGUGAACAAUGUGAUGUUGAACAAGAUAAAAUCAGAGAUCAACAAUUAUUGAUUGAAGAAUUGCAAAUGCAAGAUAAUUUAACCAAAAGAAAAUCAGAUGAUUUGAAACAGCAAAUUUUUCAAACUCAAGCUGAAUAUUCUAGUCAAAUUGAAGAAUUGGAACAUCAAACAAGAGAUACUAAAGCAACUAUUCAAUCAGAUAUUUUACAAUUGGAAAGAAAAUUACGUGAUGUUAAUAUUGAAAAAACUAUACUUUCAGAAGAUUUAAUUUCCAAACGUCAAAGAAUGGAUGAAGAUAUAACAAGAAUAACUGCAUUCUUAUUGAAUUUCAAAACAAAUAUUCAAGAAAGAUUGAUUAGAGUUGCUGAUCUUGUGCAAGAUCAAUUGAAACUGGAACAAGUUGAUGAACAAGAAGAAGAGGGCCAGUAA
This is a messenger RNA of Candida tropicalis MYA-3404, 2133 nucleotides long. RefSeq names its product kinetochore-associated Ndc80 complex subunit. NCBI's taxonomy places the organism in Eukaryota, Fungi, Ascomycota, Pichiomycetes, Serinales, Debaryomycetaceae. Gene Ontology annotation, biological process: attachment of mitotic spindle microtubules to kinetochore. The record is from RefSeq and is a predicted model, not a curated record. The transcript has a single exon. Gene Ontology annotation, cellular component: Ndc80 complex. Bases 1 to 2133 code for a protein of 710 amino acids.